Molecule: messenger RNA, 1492 nt
Organism: Aspergillus brunneoviolaceus CBS 621.78
Lineage: Eukaryota; Fungi; Ascomycota; Eurotiomycetes; Eurotiales; Aspergillaceae
Product: histidine phosphatase family protein
Exons: 4
Coding region: 1-1434 (477 amino acids)
Cellular component (GO): fungal-type cell wall
Molecular function (GO): acid phosphatase activity
Source: RefSeq, a predicted model, not a curated record
AUGUUUUUCCCCUGUUACCUCCUCCUGAUCCCAGCAGCAACCGCCGCCACAUUCCCGGCCUCCCACAUCUCGCAACAAGUCUUCGACGGCGACAACUUCCUCAAAUACGAUGGCAUCCGCGGGCCCUACGUCGAUCGCAAAUCCUACGGCAUCGGCCGCGACCCGCCGCCGCAAUGCGUCGUCGACCAAGUGAUCAUGGUCAAACGCCACGGCGAGCGAUACCCUGCCUCGGGGGAGGGCCCUGCGAUUGAGGCCGUGUUGAAGAAAGUCAACAGCACCGUGCAGGCGGCCUCGAACAGCAGCGGAGACCUCGACUUCCUCCGCGGCAACUGGACCUACUAUGUGCCGUCGGAUUGCUACGAAGCCGAGACCUUCACGGGGCCCUACGCAGGGCUCGCCGAGGCAUAUACCCACGGGCAGCAGUACCGAGCACGCUAUGGUCAUCUCUGGGACGGCAGUAGCGGCAGCAGCAGCAGCACGCCAACGACCCUCCCGCUCUUUGCGGCAGAGUUCCAGCGCAUCAUCGACACGGCCCGGCGGUUCGGGGAAGGCUUCGUGGGGAUGCAGAACUACUCGACCCACGCGGCCCUGAACCUCAUCUCGGAGUCCAGCAGUCGCGGCGCGGACAGCCUGACGCCCUCUUGCCACCAAGACGAUGGCGCUGCACGGGACAAGUGCAAUGCGUAUCCGUACCAUCUCCCGCAGUUCGACGCUGCGGCGGAGCGGUUGAAUGCGCAGUACAAGGAUCUUAAUUUGAGCUGGGAGGAUGUUGUCACGCUGAUGACAAUGACAGCGUACGAGCUGAACACGCGCAGCGAGUCCGAAUGGAUCGACGUCUUCACGACCGACGAAUGGGUCAGUUUCUCGUACAUCUGGGACGUGAACUUUUAUUAUUGCGCUGGCCCAGGAAACAAAUACAUGCGCGCCGUCGGGGCGAAUUACCUCAACGCCUCGCUCGCCCUUCUCCGGCAGGGUCCCUCAUCAGCCGGACCUUUAUUCUUCAACUUCGCCCACGACAGCAACAUCACCCCCAUAAUCGCCGCCCUGGACAUCGCGACCCCCCCACAGCCCCUCCCCACCGACCGCGUCGCCUUCGACCUCCAGCAACACUGGCGCAUCACCGACAUCAUCCCCAUGGGCGGCCGCCUGACCAUUGAGCGGCUGAACUGCAGCAGCAGUGCGCUCGGCCCCGCGGGCAUCUACGUGCGGUUGGUGUUGAACGAGGCGGUCGUGCCCCUGCGCACCUGCCAGGAUGGACCGGGGUAUUCGUGUUCGUUGGCACAGUAUGCCGAGUUCGUGGGCGGGUUGCCGGGGUUUGCGACGGAGUGUGCGGUCCCCGCCGACGAGCCGCAGGUUUUGGGGUUCUGGUGGAAUUACACCACUUCGACGGGGGAGAAUUGGCACAAGGGGGGGAGGUGUAAUGGGCUUGCUUGAGGUUUCUUUCAUUAGUUGUGGUGGGAAUGGGUUGGGUGGGUGUUUAGAUUUUGGUGCG